GCUGCGUAACGUCGAGAGGAAGUGCCUGAUGCCGCGGCCUGUGAUUGGGAGUUGCUGGAGUCGGUGCUUCACUCUUAAGGUUCCGACCACAGACUGCGGAGUGGGUCCGGGGCUGCGAGGGCUGCCCCAAGUCCUAGCGGGUUUCCACGGGCGCGCCCGGCUCCGCCCGCAAGUGCGCCUUCCUGACUUACUGCUGGGUGCGCGGGGCUGGGGGUGCGAGGACCACCCCUGAAGUCUCUUCCUGGGCGACCUCCGGGGCCUCAUUCUAGGCCUCCUUAAAGAGAAGGAUCUAAAUUAGGAAAAGGAAGUACCCUUAUCCACGACCAAGCUCUUCCACCUGCGGAGCUCGCUUAGUCUGCACCUCAACCGUGCGGAAAGUGACUGCCCUGUUUACUGAGGAAAAACUGGGGCUCAGAAAGGUGAAGUCAUUUGCCAUGGGCCAUGCAGCUGGGAAGUGAUAGAUCUGGAUUCAAAGCGAGUUCUGGCUGGCGCCAGAGUCCUUGUAUUUUACAGCACUGGUUCUCAAGCUUUAUGUGCAUUAAGAAUUCCUGGGUUGAGGAAUUCUUAAUUCUGGGACUCUACAAAUUGAGUAGAUCUGGGAUGGGGCUCUGGAAUCUAUUUUCAACAAUUGUUCUCUGGCAAAUAACAUAUGGCUCCCCAGUGAAUGGAGCAAGAAGAUACCAUGGAGUAGUUUGAAACAGGAACAAAAUCUUCUGAAAGCUCGGAGCAGAAGCCUUUUUGGUCAACAUGGAGGAAAAAAGACGGCGAGCCCGAGUUCAGGGAGCCUGGGCUGCCCCUGUUAAAAGCCAGGCCAUUGCUCAGCCAGCUACCACUGCUAAGAGCCAUCUCCACCAGAAGCCUGGCCAGACCUGGAAGAACAAAGAGCAUCAUCUCUCUGACAGAGAGUUUGUGUUCAAAGAACCUCAGCAGGUAGUACGUAGAGCUCCUGAGCCACGAGUGAUUGACAGAGAGGGUGUGUAUGAAAUCAGCCUGUCACCCACAGGUGUAUCUAGGGUCUGUUUGUAUCCUGGCUUUGUUGACGUGAAAGAAGCUGACUGGAUAUUGGAACAGCUUUGUCAAGAUGUUCCCUGGAAACAGAGGACCGGCAUCAGAGAGGAUAUAACUUAUCAGCAACCAAGACUUACAGCAUGGUAUGGAGAACUUCCUUACACUUAUUCAAGAAUCACUAUGGAACCAAAUCCUCACUGGCAUCCUGUGCUGCGCACACUAAAGAACCGCAUUGAAGAGAACACUGGCCACACCUUCAACUCCUUACUCUGCAAUCUUUACCGCAAUGAGAAGGACAGCGUAGACUGGCACAGUGAUGAUGAACCCUCACUAGGGAGGUGCCCCAUUAUUGCUUCACUAAGUUUUGGUGCCACACGCACAUUUGAGAUGAGAAAGAAGCCACCACCAGAAGAGAAUGGAGACUACACAUAUGUGGAAAGAGUGAAGAUACCCUUGGAUCAUGGGACCUUGUUAAUCAUGGAAGGAGCGACACAAGCUGACUGGCAGCAUCGAGUGCCCAAAGAAUACCACUCUAGAGAACCGAGAGUGAACCUGACCUUUCGGACAGUCUAUCCAGACCCUCGAGGGGCACCCUGGUGACGUCAGAGCUUUGAGAGAGAAGCUUCACUGAAACGGAGCAAACCUUCCACUGAGAAGCCACUUCAAGAGGCUGGUGCUGCUAGAUCUCAUGAUGUGGCUGUUGGGAAGAUGGUGGGGUUUGUUUGCCAGCUUGGAGUCCUAUUAAAUGAAAGCCAGCAACUCAUGUUGGUAAUAGGUCUACUGUGGGAACAGUUAUCCCUAACCACAGCUCAAAAUCGCUAUCAUCUUUAGGCAAAUUAAAAUCUAUGUGGCAGUGCUCAUGGA
Pan troglodytes (chimpanzee) is the source of this 1872-nucleotide messenger RNA. RefSeq names its product alkB homolog 3, alpha-ketoglutarate dependent dioxygenase (gene ALKBH3). Gene Ontology annotation, biological process: DNA alkylation repair. Gene Ontology annotation, cellular component: mitochondrion; nucleoplasm. The record is from RefSeq and is a predicted model, not a curated record. The transcript has 10 exons. NCBI's taxonomy places the organism in Eukaryota, Metazoa, Chordata, Mammalia, Primates, Hominidae. Gene Ontology annotation, molecular function: dioxygenase activity. Bases 748 to 1608 code for a protein of 286 amino acids.